Anastrepha obliqua is the source of this 2509-nucleotide messenger RNA. It is a transcript of the gene prt, whose product is annotated as synaptic vesicular amine transporter. The record is from RefSeq and is a predicted model, not a curated record. NCBI's taxonomy places the organism in Eukaryota, Metazoa, Arthropoda, Insecta, Diptera, Tephritidae. The transcript has 9 exons. Gene Ontology annotation, biological process: aminergic neurotransmitter loading into synaptic vesicle; transmembrane transport. Gene Ontology annotation, cellular component: synaptic vesicle membrane; terminal bouton. Bases 300 to 2222 code for a protein of 640 amino acids. Gene Ontology annotation, molecular function: serotonin:sodium:chloride symporter activity.
GUAUCUUUUCACUUCCGACCGACAAUUUUGCUGUAAUAAUUGUGUGUUAAUUGCGUUACUAGUUAGUGUUUGUUGUUUUUCGUGAAUGAGUUUAGUGUGCAGUGGAUUUUUCGCUAAACAUAUGGUAGCAUUCAGAGACGCAAACUCAAUCAAAAUGCAGGUUGGCAAUUAACGUGUGUGCGGGGGUGUGUAUUUAUUAUUCGAAGUGUUUGUGUGUGUGGUGAGUUCAACAGCGAAGUGGAUUCACUUGCAUGGUUUUUCUAAGAAUAAAAGCGCUGCAAUUUAGAAUAUAAACCAAUAUGUCCGAACAACAAGUUGAGGAAAUUAACAGCGAUCGCGUGCAUGAAAGCGUUGUGCGCACAGCAUCCGUGCUGAAUGCUGCGGGUGACGAAAGGAGGUCCUCCACACCGAAUUUCGGAAAUACAAAUCGUUGCGUAAUUGCAGUUAUUGUUUACUUCGCGUUGCUACUGGAUAAUGUACUGCUAACUGUGAUUGUGCCCAUAUUGCCCGAUUAUCUUGCGACUAUAAAUAACAGGACACCGCACACUCAGUUGGAGGCGUUCAACAGUUAUAAUGCUACAACCGCUGCUCUCAGUGUUGGUAUCGCCAGUUCUUUUAUAUCAUCACCCAGCUUAGCUUAUCGUUAUGUUGAUGGUGCACAACAACCCAUACAAACAAUCAUGACGAAACAUCCGAUACCCGGAAAAUCAAUGGUGAAUUUUACGUUGCUGCAUAGCGACGAUAAAGCUAUAUUUGCGCCCGCUGAGCACAAGCAAUUGCGCUACAUUAACGCAGGUACGGGAGGCGCAACAGCUGGAACAAUGACGAAAAGCUCAACCACCGGAAAUACCGCAGGCGCCAGCGGCAUACAAAAAGAGCUCAUUGAAGCGAAUGUUAAGGAUGUUAGUAUUGCCCCAAAUUCCGUCACAACGACGACUAGAACCACCACUGUCAGUGACAUCAAUCAGGUCGGUAAAAGUACGGAUAGACGCACAUAUGAUAACUUGACCAGUGAAAAUAGCUCAAUUGGUAUACUACUAUCGAUGAAGGCUUUAGUUCAGUUAAUAUUCAAUCCAAUUGUCGGCAAUAUGACUGCCAAAGUUGGUUACCGAUUGCCUAUUGUGGCAGGCACAUUUCUGCUACUCUUAUCUUCAUUGGUUUUCUCUGUGGGUGAGACAUAUAUUGAACUAUUGAUUGCGCGCUCUAUACAAGGUGUCGGCUCGGCAUGCAUUGGCGUGUGUGGCAUGAGUUUGGUGGCACAGCACUAUCCAGAGGAGGAGCGCCGCUCUAAAGUGAUGGGCAUCAUUUUGGGUAGCAUAGCCUUGGGUGUUUUGCUUGGGUAUCCUUUUGGUAGCAUACUCUAUGAUUUAAUUGGAAAGUCAGCUCCUUUUAUAAUACUCUCUACGGUAAUAUUUCUGAACUUGGGAAUGCAGCUAUUGAGUAUGGAUCUGUCUGUACAACCCGAGGUCACAACUGAUGCAGACGAGCAACUACCAAAAUGGCGUCCAUUACUGGAAAGCAAAAUGAUACUCGCAAUUGUGGUCGCUAUAUGGUUUUCAACCUCCACCAUGGCCAUAUUGGAACCGUGCUUACCCAUUUGGCUAAUACAGCAUCUGCAUCCCACCAAAUGGCAGUUGGGUACAGUAUUCAUACCAGACUCUGUGGGAUAUUUUAUUGGCACUAAUUUCUUCGGCACAUUCGCAUAUAAAUACGGACAAGUAAAAAUCUCUUGCAUAGCAUUGUUGCUGGUGGGGAUUUCAUCAAUUUCAAUUCCCAGCGCUUCAACAGUCAGUCAACUAUUUUUGCCACAUUUCGGUUUGGGACUGAGUAUUGGUGUAAUUGAUGCAGCACUGGUGCCGCUACUAGCUACCUUUGUUGAUGCCACCUUAGCACAGGAGGAACAAUGCGACAAUGGUGGCGGCGGCGGCGGCGGAAACUCCAUGUCAAGUUAUGGCACCGUUUAUGCCAUACAGCAGACAUCCGUUAGUUUGGCUUAUGGCUUGGCUCCUUUACUGGGUGGUGAGUUGGCGCAAACAUUCGGUUUUCCUUGGCUAAUGCGUAUUGUCGGUUUCUUCAAUAUAUGUUACGGUCCCUUAUUGGUUGUUCUUCAUCAAAAGUAUAAUCCCAAGACCAUACGCGAAAAAAGAAACGAGUUGUUGCUAAAAAGCAGUAGCCGCAACUCCCAGUAUAAACAGCUUUAUAAUUCCAUCGAUAUUGAGUAAAAAAUUGUGCUUGAUGGGUCAACCAUGGACCGCACGCAUAUUUCAAUGGCAUUAUGUUGGAAUUCACUCCACCAAUUUAUUAUUACAAUAAAAAAACAAUAUGUAAAUAUUAAAAUAAAUGCGCAUUGUUGAGUAUAUGCUACAACAUGUUAAAAAUAUACGUAUAUAUGUACGUACAUACAUAAGUUUGACCUCGAUCUGGCUGAUGACCGCCAUAUCUUCCAAAAUUGUUUACCUGUGAAACUAUUUGAUUUAUGUCCCAAGUGCUUAUAUGUAUUGUAUAUCAA